AUGGAUGAAAUUGAUGAUGACGAGUUUUACAUGCUGAUAUCUGGUCUCUUCUAUCUUCCAGAGGAUAACCACGGUCUUGAUGAAACUGAUGACGAGAUUCCCCUCCUGAUUCCCGGUGACUUCCAUCCUCCACAAGCUAACCACGGGCUCCUUGAAAUCAUUCAUCACCCAGGAAGUUUCAAUUCAUUCGCAAUUGUAGAGCCAUUUAUGGUUUACGUUGCGGACGAUUCUGACGAGUCUGAAAUUAACCCCCUUUGGGUCUCCAGCUCUGAACCUGACGAUACAGAAACGGACUCGGAUUCUGACGAUACAAAUUCGGACUCGGAUUCUGACGAUACAGAUUCCUACACGGAUACCUGGGCAGAAGAUUGGUCGGAGUCAUCGACAGACGACUCGAGCGAUUCCUCGGAGGAUUCCUCAGGUGAGUGGAACUUCGCUUUUCUGGAAGCCCUGGUCCUUUUAUCCUCCACCGCACUUGUGACUGAAGAAUCAGAAGCUUCUCAGCAAGCUACAACUGUGACAGAACCAGCAGGAGAGUUCUUUCCUCCUACAUCUCCGCAGCAAUGA
This is a messenger RNA of Penicillium argentinense, 567 nucleotides long. RefSeq lists its product as uncharacterized. Bases 1 to 567 code for a protein of 188 amino acids. The transcript has a single exon. Lineage: Eukaryota; Fungi; Ascomycota; Eurotiomycetes; Eurotiales; Aspergillaceae. The record is from RefSeq and is a predicted model, not a curated record.